AUGUCGUCAUCGUGGGCAGCGCAUGACUUGGGCCAAAUCGAGCACACAAGUGUGCUCGUGGUGGUCCGUAGACGCCACCUGGCUGCUUCACUUGCUCGAAUUCGAGCCACAACACCACACCUGCGCACAUCCGAGCUCCGACCACCGUGCCCGCUACCCGUGGCUAGCGCUACUCACUCAGCAUCCCGCCGCUUCUCCCGGCGGUUCUUCGCCCCUGCACCGGUGCUCCGCUCCUGCGCCUGCUGCCCGCUUGCCUACACCCCGUCACCGCUGGGCCCCCUCGGUCGCACGCCCGCUGCCGUCACCAAGACCUGCCCACAGCUCCUGCUCGCCAUCGCCGUGCCCGAGCUCCCGGCGAGCUCAUGGUCGCCGCGACAAUGUCCGCAUUCCCUGCGUGCCCAUGCGCUCGUGUACGCUCGCCCGCCGUCCGCCUCUGCUCACUGCCUCUGCUCUGCUGCAGCUGCGCUGCCGCUAGCUCCGGCCGCCACCACUGUCGCGCCCGCCGCUUCUCUGCCCCGGCUCGGCCGCUCCGCGCGCGCCCACCAAUGCCCGCCGCACGCUCCUCCGCUGCCCACCGCACACACCGCCGCGGCCAGCGCCCCUCCUCUGCCGCUUCCGCCCUCCGCCGUGGCCUCUGGCCACCAGAAGUAA
Messenger RNA from Aegilops tauschii subsp. strangulata, 651 nucleotides. Lineage: Eukaryota; Viridiplantae; Streptophyta; Magnoliopsida; Poales; Poaceae. The record is from RefSeq and is a predicted model, not a curated record.